AUGAAUAAUGGCGGUGAAAAGGUUUCUUCGUUAUACCAAGAAAUGCAACAAAGAAGUCAACCGGUUAAUGGACAACAAAAUCAGCCCCCGGUCAGCGGAAAGAGCCUCUGGCAGAAUCAGCCCCAGCAAUUCACUCAGAGCCAGGCUUAUGGUAUGAAAAACACUUCUAGAAUGCCGCAUGGGAAACAGCCAAUGUUAAUGGCCAACAAUGAUGUGUUCUCAAUAGGUCCUUAUAAGGCUAGGAAGGAUAGUUCGAGGUUUUCUGUCCUUGAAAAGUACGAAAUCAUUGGCUACAUAGCUGCUGGUACCUAUGGUAAGGUCUACAAAGCUAAGAAGCGGCCUGGCACUGUGGAGUGCGAUGGUAGUGAUGAGGUUUUGAACGUUGAGCCAACAGGAGUGCAAACAGGCUCUCAUGCUAACGAAGCUGAAAACCAGAUUUCAAGUGACAUAAUUGCAGAUCCGAUUGACACAGGUCUUCGAGCGGUAGAGAAAACUUCUGCUACACAGAACGGGUUACAGAUUCCUGCUUCAUCUUCCAAUGCGUCAGUUCCUAGCACAAGCGCAGGGGAGCAUCCUGGUCUCAGCAGAGGUAAGGUUGCUUCGACUUUUUAUGCUAUUAAGAAGUUCAAAACCGAGAGAGAAGGUGUCGAACAAUUGCAUUAUACAGGCAUAUCCCAGAGUGCGUGUCGAGAAAUGGCGCUCUGCAGAGAACUUAACAACAAGCAUUUGACCAAGCUGGUAGAGAUCUUUUUGGAGAGGAAAAGCAUAUAUAUGGUUUACGAGUUCGCCGAACAUGACCUUUUACAGAUUAUCCAUUACCAUUCGCAUCCUGAAAAGCGCAUGAUACCACCGAAAAUGAUUUGCUCGAUCAUGUGGCAAAUCCUUGAUGGAGUUUCGUACCUUCAUCAGAACUGGAUUCUUCAUAGGGAUCUCAAACCCGCUAACAUCAUGGUAACACUUGACGGGUGCGUGAAGGUUGGAGACCUUGGUCUAGCGAGGAAGUUUUCAAAUAUGUUACAGACCCUGUACACGGGAGAUAAGGUCGUGGUCACAAUAUGGUAUAGGGCACCAGAACUGCUGCUCGGCGCUAGACAUUACACCCCUGCGAUCGACCUCUGGGCCGUUGGCUGUAUUUUCGCUGAAUUGAUAGGGCUGCGACCGAUUUUCAAAGGUGAGGAGGCCAAGAUGGACUCCAAGAAAAGCGUACCGUUUCAGGCGAACCAGCUGCAAAGAAUCCUCGAGGUUCUAGGAACACCCACUUCAAAGACAUGGCCGCAUGUCCAGAAAUAUCCGGAAUUCGACCAAUUGUGCAAAUUUUCCAAAUAUAAAGACAAUUUGGCAACUUGGUAUCAUGCUGCUGGCGGAAGAGAUAAAAGUGCACUUGAUCUGCUUUAUCAGCUACUUAAAUACGAUCCUAUGACCAGAAUUGACGCCAGUAAUGCUUUGGACCAUGACUACUUUACAGGCGCUGGAAAUGCAGUAUAUGAAAACGUCUUCGAGGGUCUAAACUACAAGUAUCCUGCCAGACGGAUACAUACGAAUGAUAACGAUAUUAUGAAUUUGGGAAAUACCAGAGGCAAAAACGUGAACCAGCAGCAGGCAACAACAGCAGUGCCUAGUUCCUCAUCAAAUGCACUUGGAGGUUUGGGAGUUAAUCGCAGAAUUUUGGCAGCUGCUGCUGCCGCGGCAGCUGCAGUUUCCGGGAAUAAUGCGGCUUCACAGUCCGCCGGUCGAACCUCCGAGCAUAUCAGAAAGAAAAGGAGGUGA
Torulaspora globosa is the source of this 1767-nucleotide messenger RNA. RefSeq names its product cyclin-dependent serine/threonine protein kinase SSN3 (gene SSN3). Gene Ontology annotation, cellular component: nucleus; mediator complex. The record is from RefSeq and is a predicted model, not a curated record. Gene Ontology annotation, biological process: protein phosphorylation. Bases 1 to 1767 code for a protein of 588 amino acids. The transcript has a single exon. Lineage: Eukaryota; Fungi; Ascomycota; Saccharomycetes; Saccharomycetales; Saccharomycetaceae. Gene Ontology annotation, molecular function: cyclin-dependent protein serine/threonine kinase activity; RNA polymerase II CTD heptapeptide repeat kinase activity; ATP binding.